This is a messenger RNA of Lobosporangium transversale, 1015 nucleotides long. RefSeq names its product S1/P1 nuclease. Lineage: Eukaryota; Fungi; Mortierellomycota; Mortierellomycetes; Mortierellales; Mortierellaceae. The coding region runs from base 29 to 1015 and encodes 328 amino acids. The record is from RefSeq and is a predicted model, not a curated record. Gene Ontology annotation, biological process: DNA catabolic process. The transcript is spliced from 3 exons. Gene Ontology annotation, molecular function: endonuclease activity; nucleic acid binding.
CAAACACCAUUCUUCUAUUUUUCUCCACAUGCGUUUGAUUUCUUCCGUCGUCGCUGUUGCGUCUUUUAUCGCAGUCAGCACCAACGCCGUCUAUGCCUACGGUGCCCUUGGUCACACUCUGACUGGUCAGAUUGCACAACAAUUCCUCACUCCCAAGACCACGACUCAGAUCCAGAAGAUCCUUCAAUCGUAUGAUGGCCUUCUCUCUGGUGCUGCUUCUUGGCCUGAUCAAGUUCGAGGUCUAGCUCAAUAUAAAUGGGCCACACCCUUACAUUUUUUUAAUCCCGUGGGUGAUCAACCUCCAGACCAUUGUUCUGCUGAUUAUGUGGUCGCUGGUUCUGAUAACGUCAACGGACUCUUCAACAUGACCGCUACUAUGAGAAAGUGGGCCAUCACUCCUCCAACGACCCCAAAAGAAUCAAAGACGUUAGAAGAAGCCCUGAAAUUCUUCUUGCAUUUCAUGGGUGAUAUCCAUCAGCCCCUUCAUGACUCCUCAAGAGAUCGAGGUGGUAAUCAGGCACCUAUCCGGUGGGGGAAGACCAAGAGUAACUUGCAUAGCAUGUGGGAUACCCUGAUGAUUACCAAAGACAUCAAGGAUCGUUUCAAUGAUGACCCACAGGCUUAUCUAGACGAUAUUAUCAAACUCGCCAAAACUUACUGGUCUGAUGCAUCCACCUGGACUGCCUGUGACCCUAUCAAGAAUGCAGAUGCUUCCAAAAAUCCAUGGGCCUCCACCACUAAGGAUAUCAAGACCCUGUGCCCUAUUCAAUGGGCUAUGGAUACGAAUGCAUUGGAUUGUACCUAUGUCUGGGUUAAUUACUCAUCCACACGCGAUUAUUCCACAGAUUAUUUCCAACAAAUGACAGGCCCUCAAUCCAAUUAUUUAGUUCAGCGACUUUUGGCUCAAGCUGGCAUCCGUAUUGCUGCCGUCUUGAAUGAGGUCUUUGAUCCUUCUGCCAAGCUUCCUUUGACAAAGAGACGUCCCGGCGGUGCUCGUCUACUCCCUGAUUAUUAA